Molecule: messenger RNA, 1077 nt
Organism: Colletotrichum scovillei
Lineage: Eukaryota; Fungi; Ascomycota; Sordariomycetes; Glomerellales; Glomerellaceae
Product: archaeal flagellin N-terminal-like domain-containing protein
Exons: 4
Coding region: 1-1077 (358 amino acids)
Source: RefSeq, a predicted model, not a curated record
AUGGCAGGUGUAGCAAAGGAGGCCGUUGUGCCCAUCGAGGCCGUUCUCCUAGGACUGGCCAUUGUUCUCGUCUCCGCACGCUUAUGGCUUCGUCUGGUGCGACAGCAUCAGAAGCUGACUAUCAGCGAUUGGAUUCUUAUAGUUUCAUUGCUUGAUGCUUCCGCCCUGUUCGCGACCGAUACUAUAGCGUACAAUCUCGGUGGAAUGGACGAAUACGAUACCGACGCUCCCGAGGCUCCCAUUGACGAGCAGAUCUUGUUGAUGAAAGUCACCUUUGCCGGAAACUACUUUUACGACACUGGAAUAUACUUCCCAAAAAUUGCGUUGCUUGCCUUCUACUUCAAGCUGAUUCCGCCGACAAUGCCGAUUCUUCGGAAGGCGCUCUACGGCGUGAGCGCCCUGACGAUUUCUUUCGCAGUGACGACUUUCUUUCUGGAUACAUUCUGGUGUGGUCCUGACGUCUCUGUCAACUGGGAUAUAGAGGGAAACUGCAGUACUUAUGACUCGAAAGAUGUUUUUCGCAUCGAUUGGGCCAUGAACUUUGUGUCAGAUGUGUUGAUUUUCACCAUUCCAUUCCCGCUACUCUUUGGUCUACAAAUCAGCGGCAGAUACAUCAUUGGACUCGCCGCCACUUUUUCGACGGGCAUCAUUACAAUAGGGGCCAGCGUUGGAAGAUUCGCUACUGUGGAAGCCAUCAACGCAUGGACGAACGUCUAUGUGCUCUCAAUGACCGAAAUCACCGCUGCAAUCAUUGUCGUGUCUCUCCCUGCCUUGAAGUCACUUCUUCAUCGCCGAGGGUUGGCUACCUCAAAGUAUGGGACCGGGCAGACUGGGUCAGCAGGGCGGGCAUUUGACAAACAACCAACGAAUUUCAGUCGCAGUCACAUCAAGCUGUCCUCGGGAAGGGAGCCGUAUGUGGCAACAGCGAGAGCAGUUCCUGAGGAGGAGUCAGGGAGCGAGGUGGAGCUGAACAAUCUCGAGGGAUCGAAUAGGAUCUACAAAUCCGCUCGAGUUAGCGUGACAUAUCAACGCCGUGAGGACGUUGACAAGGGUUCGAGUCGUCCGGCGUUCGGGUAG